AUGUGGACCACAACCUCCGGCUUGCGGGGCAAGAAGCUCCAUAUCGCCAUUACAUUUACAUCCGUCGUCGGAUUCUCACUUUUCGGUUAUGAUCAGGGUUUGAUGUCCGGUAUCAUCUCUGGUGACCAAUUCACCAAGGAAUUCCCCCCUCUCCAUGGUACAUCCGAGCACGUCGCCGUCCUGCGUGGUGCGGUCACUGCCUGUUACGAAUUGGGUUGUUUCUUCGGUGCUAUCUUCACUAUGAUGUACGGUCAACGUAUUGGCCGCACUCCUCUCCUGGUGGCCGGUGGCCUCCUCAUGAUCCUCGGUACUGUUAUCUCUACUGCUGCCUCCGGCCCACACUGGGGACUGGGCCAGUUCGUUGUUGGACGUGUCAUUUCCGGCCUUGGAAACGGCAUGGACACCGCUACUAUCCCCGUCUGGCAGUCUGAGUGUUCGCGUGCUCACAACCGUGGUUUCCUCGUCUGCUUCGAGGGUGCUAUCAUCGCCGUCGGUACCUUCAUCGCAUACUGGCUUGAUUUCGGUCUCUCUUAUGUCGACAGCUCCGUUCAGUGGCGAUUCCCCGUCGCUUUCCAGAUUUUGUUCGCUAUCCUCGUCACUGCUGGUGCUCUUAUGCUCCCCGAGUCGCCUCGUUGGUUCGUCAUGCAGGGUCAUGACCAGGAGGCCCUCCAGGUUCUCGCCCAGCUUAACGAUAGUGCUGUCGAUGCGGAUGAUGUGCUUGCCGAUUUCAAUCUCAUGAAGGCUGAUCUGAAGGCCAUGGAGAGUGUUGAGGCUAGCAGCUGGGCUAUUCUCUUCACUGGUGGCAAGUCUCAGAACUUCCAGCGUAUGAUGAUCGGUUGCUCUGGCCAGUUCUUCCAGCAAUUCACUGGUUGCAACGCCGCUAUCUACUACUCGACCCUGCUUUUCGAGCAGAACUUAAAAAUGACGGGCAAGCUUCCCCUGGUUCUGGGAGGUGUUUUCGCCACUGUCUACGCUCUUGCCACCAUCCCAUCCUUCUUCAUGAUUGAGAGGGUUGGUCGCCGUAACCUGUUCUUGAUUGGUUUCCUCGGCCAGGGUCUCAGUUUCAUAAUCACUAUGGGUUGUCUCAUCGAUUCGAACGCGCAGAACGCUAAGGGUGCUGUCGUCGGUAUCUUCCUAUUCAUCUGCUUCUUCGCCUUUACUACGCUGCCUCUGCCCUGGAUCUACCCCCCGAGAUCAACCCCCUCCGCACCCGUACCAAGGCCGCCUCCGCUUCCACCUGUAUGA
Molecule: messenger RNA, 1245 nt
Organism: Penicillium samsonianum
Lineage: Eukaryota; Fungi; Ascomycota; Eurotiomycetes; Eurotiales; Aspergillaceae
Exons: 1
Coding region: 1-1245 (414 amino acids)
Biological process (GO): transmembrane transport; carbohydrate transport
Cellular component (GO): membrane
Molecular function (GO): carbohydrate:proton symporter activity
Source: RefSeq, a predicted model, not a curated record